GUUUCCGGGGGGAAACACCCGGACACCAAAAGUGAAAAAUUACGCUCCGAGGCCGGCGAAAAAGGUGUCGAGAACCGUUGAGACAUAAAGCGAUGGAGGCAUUCGUACCGGUUGAAGGACACUUUAGAAGGAUCAGAAGAGCGUAGAUGAUUGUUGGUAACACUUCACGAGUCUCUAGGAUUGUUGUCAAGAGACGGAUAUCCGUUUCCGUCGCGCCAUUGAUGGGUGGGACUGGUGGCUCCACGGCUUCUUUCACAGAGCAGAAAGACCGUGCUUCCCCAAAGAGUACGAAGCUGACAGUUUCGCAGUUCCUAGCUGGUGCUCAGAAGUGUUACACUCCGAGAUAUUCACAAGGUGGCUAUCCACCGAAGACCGUGGAGCUGACUGAGGUGCAAGCCGUGAAGGGGUCUGAGCUUCGUGCGCUGAUUCAAGAGAACGAUGGUCAAUCGCUGAACAACCUCAUCGGAGAGAUGUACACCACUGGUGAUUGGACACACAUCACUGAAGGCCUCACACGCCCGGAGGUGUCACUCCUGCUGAGAAGCCUCGUUGAAGCACACGGAUCACAGAUCAGACUGGCGAAUCACCUGAAGAACCUCGUUCCAAGAGAGCACAAGACACAGUUCAGAGAUGCGUUGGUGCUGGAGCGCAACAUCAACCAUUUAUACUCCAAACUGAUCCAGAUCAAGCACCCACUUACAACGAGUGACGUCGAACUGCUUCUGAAGUACGAGACUGACAACCUCAACUUCAGAGCUGCGCAAAGAAUUGUGGAGUAUGGCGAAGCACAUGGUGCUAACACCGUGAACUUCCACAAUUUGAAGAUGAGAGCACUGGGUCAUACUUCACCAGAGGCCUGGAUAUCCAAGACAGGGUCCCAAUUGACAAUCAAGGGCCGUAAACUACCUGUUGAACCGAGGGAAGUGUUCUCCAAACUUCUACAAGAGUUCUCUUCGCACUCUAAUGAAUUCAUUCCAAAUUUGGAGUCUCAUAAGCAGAUCCUCUGUGGAUUUGCCCAUUCUCGUGAUCUGAUCCAAGUCCGUAUUCACCUGGAACAGAUAUGGGGGAUACCAGCCGAUGAAUCGAUGCCAAUUGAGCUGGUUUCAAAGACCUCGUCACUUUACCCGGACCAGGACCUCCUUUGUAAGAUUGUUCAGAUGUUCGGAUACAACAACCACAGCCUUGAAGGGCUGAACUACGUUCUGAAGUUCAUCCAUUACUACCAGAUGGAUAUGGCACGCUCGACACAGCUCUGGAGCAUCUUGGUGAGCUUCCUCAAGCAGGAAACCAGAGGUGAUAGUGAAACUAUCUCACAGAGGUUCCUCGUUGUUUGGGACGACAUGGUUUCCAACAGAGUACGGAUAUCUGAUCAACUCUACAGACUGAAGUGUGAUAUUCUGUCCAAUGCGUCCAAGCAGGAGCUAUUGUUGAGUGAUUUGGAUACCAUUCGUCGCAGAUGCCUCACGACAUCUUCAAAAGUGAUGCAAUUCAGAAUGCAGAAGGUGUUGACACACUAUCUCAAAGCUGUGGCUCUUUUCAUCUACAAAGGCACAGACGAUGUUGAAGAAGCUGAUCGCCUGACCAAUGUGUACUUUGAGCAUUACAGUGUUUCAGAUCAGCAGCUGAGCGAUUUGCAAGACUGUAUUCCAGACAUCAAGGAGCUUGUUGAAUCACAACGUAUGAAGUUUGAGGAGCUACAACGACAAUAUGACGAAGAAGACGACGAAGAGUCGCUAUGGUAAAUAUCUAUAUAUCCGUGGAAAGGCUGUCAAUGUAUGAUCAACCUGUU
Messenger RNA from Williopsis jadinii, 1789 nucleotides. RefSeq lists its product as uncharacterized. The transcript has a single exon. NCBI's taxonomy places the organism in Eukaryota, Fungi, Ascomycota, Saccharomycetes, Phaffomycetales, Wickerhamomycetaceae. The record is from RefSeq and is a predicted model, not a curated record. Bases 147 to 1742 code for a protein of 531 amino acids.